Messenger RNA from Cynocephalus volans (Philippine flying lemur), 2644 nucleotides. It is a transcript of the gene RBM17, whose product is annotated as RNA binding motif protein 17. Gene Ontology annotation, biological process: mRNA cis splicing, via spliceosome; alternative mRNA splicing, via spliceosome. The record is from RefSeq and is a predicted model, not a curated record. Gene Ontology annotation, molecular function: RNA binding. The transcript has 12 exons. NCBI's taxonomy places the organism in Eukaryota, Metazoa, Chordata, Mammalia, Dermoptera, Cynocephalidae. Gene Ontology annotation, cellular component: precatalytic spliceosome. Bases 165 to 1370 code for a protein of 401 amino acids.
CCCUGACCCCGCGACGCCGAGGAUCCUGCGGGCUCGGCUGAGGGUGGGCACCGCCGUGGGCUCGGGCCGUCGGCGGGUUUCCGCGGAGUGCGGCCGGCUCCGCGCUGCCGCCGCCGCGGCCAAUGGGCAGAGUUGGCCGGGCGGGCCCGCAUUAAACGGAAAAGAUGUCCCUGUACGACGACCUGGGAGUAGAGACCAGUGACUCAAAAACAGAAGGCUGGUCCAAGAACUUCAAACUCCUGCAGUCUCAGCUUCAGGUGAAGAAGGCAGCUCUCACUCAAGCAAAGAGCCAAAGGACAAAACAAAGUACAGUCCUUGCCCCAGUCAUUGACCUAAAGCGAGGUGGCUCCUCAGACGAACGGCAGAUUGUGGACACACCACCACAUGUCGCAGCUGGGCUGAAGGACCCUGUUCCCAGUGGCUUUUCUGCAGGGGAGGUUCUGAUUCCCUUAGCAGACGAGUAUGAUCCUAUGUUCCCUAAUGAUUAUGAGAAAGUAGUGAAGCGCCAGAGAGAGGAACGGCAGAGACAGCGGGAGCUGGAACGACAAAAGGAAAUAGAAGAAAGGGAAAAGAGGCGUAAAGACAGACAUGAAGCUAGUGGGUUUUCAAGGCGACCAGAUCCAGAUUCUGAUGAAGAUGAAGAUUAUGAGAGGGAGAGGAGGAAAAGAAGUAUGGGUGGAGCUGCUAUCGCCCCACCCACCUCUCUCGUGGAGAAAGACAAGGAGCUACCCCGAGAUUUUCCUUAUGAAGAGGACUCAAGACCUCGAUCACAGUCUUCCAAAGCUGCUAUUCCUCCCCCAGUAUACGAGGAACAGGAUAGACCGAGGUCUCCAACCGGGCCUAGCAACUCCUUCCUUGCUAACAUGGGUGGCACAGUGGCACAUAAGAUCAUGCAGAAGUACGGCUUCCGGGAAGGCCAGGGUCUUGGGAAGCAUGAGCAGGGGCUGAGCACUGCAUUGUCAGUGGAGAAGACCAGCAAGCGGGGCGGCAAGAUCAUUGUGGGAGAGUCCAUGGAGAAAGAUGCAUCCAAGAAGUCGGAUUCAAAUCCAUUAACUGAAAUACUUAAGUGUCCUACUAAAGUGGUCCUACUAAGGAACAUGGUUGGUGCAGGAGAGGUAGAUGAAGACUUGGAAGUUGAAACCAAGGAAGAAUGUGAAAAAUAUGGCAAAGUUGGAAAAUGUGUGAUAUUUGAAAUUCCUGGUGCCCCCGAUGAUGAAGCAGUGCGAAUAUUUUUAGAAUUUGAGAGAGUUGAAUCAGCAAUUAAAGCUGUUGUUGAUCUGAAUGGGAGGUAUUUUGGUGGACGGGUGGUAAAAGCAUGUUUCUACAAUUUGGAUAAAUUCAGGGUCUUGGAUUUGGCAGAACAAGUUUGAUUUUAAGAACUAGAGCACAAGUCAUCUCCGAUGAUCCUUAAAUGACCUGCAGACUGAGCAAAGAAGAAAGACAACAGCCUCCAUGGCUGUUGGAUACUGAGACUCUUGGAAGGACUUCUAAGAUAUAUGUUGAUUGAUCCCUUUUUUAUUUUGUGAUUUUUUAAUAUAGUAUAAAAAUCCUUUUAAAAAAACAACAAUCUGUGUGCCUCUCUGGUUGUUUCUCUUUUAUAUUGCCACUCUGAGUUGAUUACAUUUUUUGCUAGGAUUUCAUGGUAAUUUUCAAGUGCUUCAGUGAUGCAGCAUUUCUUGCACUAAAAAAAAUCUAGAAAGUUUUGGGACAUGAGGUUGUAUUAAAUUAUCCUUUUUUUCCCCUUCUUUUAAUAAAGCCUACAAGUUAUUAAACUGUAGCAUCAUAAAUUCUAUAAUAAAGUAUCAUCUUGGCAUGAGCCAAAGGUGAAAAUGUCUGCUUUCUCUAACAGAGAAAUUCUUCUUAGUUACUCCAGUUAUAGAAAAAACUCUUUACAACCUGAACUAAGAUUGGAGAAUUGUGAGCCUACCUUAACCUGUUUGGAUGAAUCAUUUGACAUCAAGCUAAGUCAGACUAUAAGGUUUAUAAUGGAUUUAUAAAGUAUGGGGGUAUAGAAAUCAUGAGCCUAAGCAUUUAUUUUCAGAGAUUCAAGCAGAGUCUUUAUGGUAGAACAGAAAUGACAAGUUAAUUCAAAACCUAGCAGGCACAUUAUAAAUGUGUGCCCAGUUAUGUUUUGGAAAUGGCAGUCUCUUGGGGUCAUGUUUCUACUGGCAAAAUUUGUGAUAGUAUUAGUUCUGUUUUAUGUAAUUUUAAAAUUUAUAAAAUUCAGCCACAUCAGCUACUUAAAUAGUACUGCCAAUUAAUAUAAUUCUAGAAUUGUGAAAAAUUGUACCAUUGAAGCGCAGUGGUAUAUGUGGCUUAAAAAUUUAGCAGGACCACAAAAAAAAGAAGUGUUCAAUACUAAUGUUUGUGGCCAGGACAGGGACAAAUACUCAUGCCUGUGUUCUGUUCCUUGCUUUCCCAAAUACUGCAUGUGACUUUCUGAAAUGGCAACUAAAGGACAUGAGCCUGUGUUGUCUCUUUUGGUUAUACAACAUGAAAGUGUAUCGUGAUCCUUGGUGGAAAAGAACUCAACAUUUCUUUGCAUCCAUGGACUUGGUUUGGAGACAUAAGGAAUAUUCUGACCCUUUUUAAAAAAGGAUUUUCUCAUGUUUUUAUUUAACAUAAAUAAAAGAAUAACAUUUUA